Echinococcus granulosus is the source of this 174-nucleotide messenger RNA. RefSeq lists its product as hypothetical. The coding region runs from base 1 to 174 and encodes 57 amino acids. The transcript has 2 exons. Lineage: Eukaryota; Metazoa; Platyhelminthes; Cestoda; Cyclophyllidea; Taeniidae. The record is from RefSeq and is a predicted model, not a curated record.
AUGGCCCCAUACUUCCACGAGUCACCCCAGCAGACGUGGAAGGAAGAUCAGGAUAUCCGAAUUACGGCCGAAAGCAUAAAGAAUGGCCACACCAGUGAAUGCCGUCGGUCUGGUCGCAAAUUUGAGUGUCACGUCCUUCGAACCGUUUGUCAGAGAGUGCCAAAGACUGGAUGA